AUGUCAGACGGAGUUCCGGCUCAUUAUUGGAAAAAUCUUCUCGCUAUCACAACGAAAGCUCAGGCGGAAAAUCCUGAUAAUACACCUGUAGCACCAAUGUCCGCAGAGAAUAAAGAAUGGCUUGAACAAGUUAUGAAAGAGUUGGUUAAUGAGACUGACCCAUUCAAACAGCUCGAUGGAGUUCUCAAAGGUCUCCACCAGUAUUCAUCAAGAAUUGCAACGGUCAAUGGAGCCGAAUUUGAUGAGAUUUUGAACUUAUGCGACAGACUCGACGAGCUCUUGGCGAUUGCGGAUUUAUCAAAAAUGUUUCUUAAUAAUGGUGGAAUUUUAAUUCUUGAAUCCAUGAUUUUUCAAACACGCAACGAAGAGGUUCGUCGAUCGUUCGCCCAAGUGAUUUUGACCUGGGCUGAAAAUAACGAAGUUGCGCAGAAUGGUAUAGUCGAAGCCGGAUUCUUGGAAAAACUUCUGAAUCUACUAUCAAAGGAUGAAGUCAAACAGCCACUUGCUUCGAGUCUCCUCAGUGCUAUAUCGGGAACAGUUCGCUCGAAUAUUGCCGCAUUUGACAAAUUCCGUGAGCUCAAGGGUCCCGAGCUUUUCUUGAAAAUCGUCGAAGAAAAGAAUUAUGUUCAAGUUUCGGCAAAAGCCGCUCGAGUAUUGACAUCUAUUUCAUACACAUUACAGGAUAGUCCGGCUCAUGCCAAGGCUCUCACCAAGACAAUUCUUAAAGUUUACGGUAUUCUUGUAUCAUACAAUCAACCGUUGGCGGAAUUGGAGUAUAUCAGGGAAUUCAUUCUCACAUACAUUGAGUGGAAUGACCUAGAUGAGCAGGAGCGUGAGCUGUUGCUGUUGAAGCUUGACGAAGAAAGUCGACGAGAUCUCGACGACACCAAUUCGACAAUGAUCGCAAAUCUACAAAAGAAAUUCGCUCCAUUGCGAACAGGCUAA
Messenger RNA from Caenorhabditis bovis, 945 nucleotides. NCBI's taxonomy places the organism in Eukaryota, Metazoa, Nematoda, Chromadorea, Rhabditida, Rhabditidae. The record is from the annotation of a GenBank genome assembly.